CGCCGGUUUAGUGAGAUUCAAACAGCGUCAGGGAGAGAACGUGUCGUCGAUUUUGAAUAACGUUCGCGCGAUCGCACUCGACGACAAUAAAUACAAAUCGUGUUAAUACAAAAAAUUGUCACGUUUGUAAUUUUUAUUCUAUUCCUAAAAAAACUAAACUUCCUAUUUUCUAGUCUUUUAGAAACUGUACGUGUGAAAUAUUAAGACGGUGGUAGAAUUAUGGACGUAAAACUUUUCGUAUAGGGAUUUGCAGUUUUCUGUGGCGUGAACUUUACGAUGAUAAUGGCCAGUGCUAAAUUGGUUCGUGACUGUAGUUCGGAGCUGAGUUCCGACGUCAGGUCUUUAUCCGUGGCUUCCUCCACUGAAGAGCAGGAGUCCACCACUUCCGAAUCCGAGUAUACGGAAGAAGAAAAAGAAUAUGAACUCGACGACCUUCAGAUCCUCAAAACUAUCGGCACUGGCACAUUCGGCCGAGUAUGCCUUUGUCGUGACAAAGCAGCGGACGAGUACUUGGCCAUGAAAAUCCUGUCCAUGGCAGACGUCAUUCGUCUAAAACAAGUGGAUCACGUCAUGAAUGAGAAGAACAUACUCGCUGAGAUAAAUCACCCUUUCAUAGUCAAUUUACGAUGGUGGACACACGACGACUCCUGUAUCUACAUGUUAUUCGAUUAUGUUUGCGGGGGAGAACUGUUCUCCUACUUGCGGAACGCGGGCAGAUUCAGCAACACCAUUGGCAAUUUUUACGCAUCAGAAAUAGUAUCGGCCCUAGAAUACCUUCAUGCAAGGAAUAUUGUAUACCGAGACUUAAAACCAGAAAAUCUCCUUUUGGCCAAGGACGGUCAUCUGAAGAUCACAGACUUUGGGUUUGCGAAAAAGCUGACGGACCGAACUUGGACUCUGUGCGGGACACCUGAAUACCUUGCUCCAGAGAUUAUUCAGAGUAAAGGACACAACAAAGCUGUGGAUUGGUGGGCUCUAGGUGUGCUCAUUUAUGAGAUGCUGGUCGGGUAUCCACCUUUCUACGAUGAUAACCCAUUUGGCAUCUAUGAGAAAAUCCUCAACGGACGAGUGGAAUGGCCACGACAUCUAGACCCCGUGGCUAAAGAUAUUAUCAAGAAAUUACUAGUUCAGGAUCGCACCAAGAGACUUGGGAAUAUGAAGUGCGGCACAGAAGAUGUGAAGAGGCACAGAUGGUUCAAGCAUAUAGACUGGGCCGACGUCUUCAUGAAGAAAUUGCAGCCACCUAUAAUACCAGCUGUAUCAUACGAGGGCGAUACUUCCAACUUCGAUGAAUACCCUGAGACCGAUUGGAAGUCAGUACGAGCUCUGGAUCCAGAGGAAUUGAAACUUUUUGCCAACUUUUGAUUGUCACCGCGUAAACGUAAAGGAUGUACAUGUAAAUUAACUUGUUCAAAGUGAGCCACUACCUCCAUAUUUAUUUGGAUAUGAACUAGUAAUCUAAGUAUAUGGAUAGAAAGUCAUGGCUCAAAUGAAAAUUGUCACUUUUAGCAUAUCGAAUCCAAUACAACUCGUUUUUGCUAUUAAAGUUAACACGGAACAAAUGAAUUUCGCGUCGAUAAGUGUUUACUUUUCUAUUUCAAACACUUUUGAAUCGAAUUUUACGCAGUGUGUAAAGGAAACCAUCGUGAAAAGCGAAUUAAAAAUAUGACUUCCCAUAUAUAUAUAUAUAUUGUAGGUACUGAAUAUAAAAUGCAAUGAUGAGUAUAUUAACUGAUUUUGCCUGUAUUUUUCGGAAUAGGUUUUUUUAGAUUGUUCUUAAAGAGGAUAUAUCGAUGCCUUACUUUCUCAAGCUCGUAUCUUAUAAAGAGUGAUUAUUCAGGAUAUAGCAAAACUUUCUAUUUAUUUUCAAUUGUUUUAUUAAAGGUGUUAAUUUGGAUGCAUUACUUCAAGAAAACGUAAAAGCCAGUGUGGAAAUAUGAAGGGAAGGUGAUGUGAAAUCAGUCUGCUGCAAUUGGUAUAUACAAUGGAUUCUUUGCAUUUUAGUAACUUUGUGUUUUAAGAUACGAGUGUGAGAAAGUAAGGCGACGAUUGUAUAACAGACCGAGAGAUUAAAGCUAUCUUUAUUUUGAACGAUUUUGUGGUCUGAAACAUGCAUUUAAAAAGAUAGCUUGAUCUCAUAAAGAUAAUAUUGAAGUAACAUUAAAGGAAAAUAAUUAUUUUUAUACUCAUUUAGAACUCUAACCGCCAUGUUUAAAUAAUAAAUUUUUGAAGAGGCUUAACAAUUCAACAUUAUUGUAUAUAAGUUAAUUUGUAAGAGUAAUGCGUUAAAAUUCCAAUGCUUUCUAGUGCAACUGUAGUUAAGUAAGAAUUAAUUUUAAGUUUCAUGUCAUGCAGAAAUCCAAUGUUUGUGAUUUAAUAUUUAGUAAAUAAAUAGAUAUACAGAGGGAAAGAAAAUAAUUUGAUCAUACUGCAGUUGGUGAUAGUAUUCAAGAUAAUAUCAAUAGCAUUUUUAAUUAUCUCAAAUAUUUUUCUCUGUCUAUACAAAACAAUAUUUUUUCGUUAUAUAUUUGUUUUAUUUAUGAGUAUGAACAGUAGCUGCAAUGUGGUUGGAACAUUCUCUGCAAUAUCCUGUAAUUAAUUUUAUUGUAGUUGAACAUCAUAAAUAGUUAUAUAGGUAUUUAUUUUUUAUUUUAUGUGUGUAAUAAUGCACCGUUUUUGUGUGACAUUGCAAAAGCUAUGUUGAUGCAAAAACGUUUUAAAGUCGUGGAUUCUUUUGUUUUAAAUCCGUCCUCAAAUAAUACAUUUUGUGCGUAAUAUUUUUAUUUGUGGUCGUGGUUAUACGAUAAUAUGAUGUUCUCAUUUCAUCUAGUUAUCCCGCGUUUUAAGCACAUUACUGUAAAUUAUGAAGAAGUACCUAUCAUAAAAAUAAAUUAGAUAUACAAGCGGAUGAAAACGGCUUGAGGUGAGAGCUCGUCUUUGAUUAUUCAGUGGUGAUAUUUAUGCAACUUACCAGUUAUAAGCAGAAUUUAUGGGUCAGCUUGUUGCCUUGGUUACUCGAAAUAACUUAAUCAAUUUCCUCGGUAAUUGAUUCCAAGAAGAAUCUUGUUAGUUUUGAAAAUUGAACUAUUUAAAACAGAUUUGGAUCCUUGAGCUACAUCUCUAAUUUAAUUUAAUUUUUCUGGUUCACGUAAUACAAGAAAUACUUUUGUUUAAAGCCAAAUAAUUGACGUAAUAUCUGUAGGUGAGAGGUAAAUAAAUUUUUACUACAGAGUCUUUCAAAGAUUAUUAUGCUGUUAAUUAAGCAGUAAAGGUCAAAUGAAAUACAUUAAAUAAAAAAUUAACGAUGAUAGGACUUAAUGUUACCAUUGCGUGAUUUUUAGCAUCCUAAAGCAUUGUUUGUAAAAACAUCUAAAUUCCAAAAUAUGGACAAGCUCUUUUGCCUUUUAGCUACAGGUAUUAUCUAUUUCGUUAUUUCCAACUCUCAAGCCAAAAUCAUCCGUUUAAAUCACCAGUAGCCUAAAAGAUUAAUGUUUGCGGGCCAUACUUACUUACUGUGAUCUUCGUAGUCAAAAUAAUUGUGAAGUGAAAUUGGCAUUGUUUGUCAAACUAUUAGAGAAGAAUUGAAGAACCCUAAUCGUUAACUAUUAAUCAUUCUUCAUUAGAGAAAUGUAAUAAUUGCUAAAUGUAACAGGGUUGUAAAGUGUAUUAGAAAAUAGAUAUUUAAAAUAAAUGCGUUGUUUAA
This is a messenger RNA of Hyposmocoma kahamanoa, 3703 nucleotides long. It is a transcript of the gene Pka-C3, whose product is annotated as protein kinase DC2. Lineage: Eukaryota; Metazoa; Arthropoda; Insecta; Lepidoptera; Cosmopterigidae. The record is from RefSeq and is a predicted model, not a curated record. Bases 277 to 1365 code for a protein of 362 amino acids. Gene Ontology annotation, biological process: protein phosphorylation. Gene Ontology annotation, molecular function: protein serine/threonine kinase activity; ATP binding. The transcript has 7 exons.